Messenger RNA from Sorex fumeus (smoky shrew), 1219 nucleotides. RefSeq names its product mitogen-activated protein kinase 11 (gene MAPK11). Gene Ontology annotation, molecular function: MAP kinase activity; ATP binding. The transcript has 12 exons. Bases 66 to 1160 code for a protein of 364 amino acids. The record is from RefSeq and is a predicted model, not a curated record. Gene Ontology annotation, cellular component: cytoplasm; nucleus. NCBI's taxonomy places the organism in Eukaryota, Metazoa, Chordata, Mammalia, Eulipotyphla, Soricidae. Gene Ontology annotation, biological process: intracellular signal transduction; protein phosphorylation.
GGGCGGAACCGCCCGGCCCGCGUCCGCGCCCCGCCCGCCGCGCGCCUCCCGCGGCCGCUCCGGACAUGUCGGGCCCCCGCGCCGGCUUCUACCGCCAGGAGCUGAACCAGACGCUGUGGGAGGUGCCGCUGCGGCUGCAGGGGCUGCGGCCGGUGGGCUCCGGCGCCUACGGCUCCGUGUGCUCGGCCUAUGAUUCUCAAUUGCGCCAGAAAGUGGCGGUGAAGAAGCUGUCGCGACCUUUCCAGUCGCUGGUCCACGCGCGGAGGACCUACAGGGAACUGCGGCUGCUCAAGCACCUCAAACACGAGAAUGUCAUCACACUCCUGGACGUCUUCACACCAGCCACGUCCAUCGAGGACUUCAGCGAAGUGUACCUGGUCACCACCCUGAUGGGCGCCGACCUGAACAGCAUCGUCAAGUGCCAGGCUCUGAGCGAUGAGCACAUCCAGUUCCUGGUGUACCAGCUGCUGCGUGGGCUGAAGUACAUCCACUCGGCUGGCAUCAUCCACCGGGACCUGAAGCCCAGCAACGUGGCUGUGAACGAGGACUGUGAGCUCAAGAUCCUGGACUUCGGGCUGGCUCGCCAGGCGGACGAGGAGAUGACCGGCUACGUGGCCACGCGCUGGUACCGGGCCCCAGAGAUUAUGCUGAACUGGAUGCAUUACAACCAGACAGUGGACAUCUGGUCCGUGGGCUGCAUCAUGGCCGAGCUGCUCCAGGGGAAGGCCCUCUUCCCGGGAAGCGACUACAUCGAUCAGCUGAAGCGCAUCAUGGAGGUGGUGGGGACGCCCAGCCCUGAGGUUCUGGCGAAGAUUUCCUCAGAACACGCCCGGACCUACAUCCAGUCCCUGCCUCCCAUGCCGCAGAAGGACCUCAGGAGCAUCUUCCGGGGAGCCAGCCCCCUGGCUGUGGACCUCCUGGGAAGGAUGCUGGUGCUGGACAGUGAUCAGAGGGUCAGUGCGGCGGAGGCGCUGGCCCACGCCUACUUCAGCCAGUACCACGACCCCGAUGACGAGCCCGAGGCUGAGCCCUACGACCAAAGCCUGGAGGCCACGGAGCACACCCUGGAGCAGUGGAAGGAGCUCACCUAUCAGGAGGUGCUCAACUUCAAACCCCCGGAGCCAGCCCAGCCACCGGGCAGCCUGGAGAUUGAGCAGUGAGGUGCUGCCGACCAGGCCACACUGCCGCUCGGGGCCGGAGCCCCGUCUUCACCCUGCCG